This is a messenger RNA of Protopterus annectens (West African lungfish), 1200 nucleotides long. RefSeq names its product collagen triple helix repeat containing 1 (gene CTHRC1). Bases 154 to 894 code for a protein of 246 amino acids. The record is from RefSeq and is a predicted model, not a curated record. Lineage: Eukaryota; Metazoa; Chordata; Ceratodontiformes; Protopteridae. The transcript has 4 exons.
UCCAGGGGGUUCCACGCUGUGGGAUGAAACACUGUCUCAUUCAUGCAGUCUGUACCGUGCCAAUAAACCCUUGGACGUUUAAGUAGUCUAGCAGAGUGCAGCAGUGCAGCUGAGUAACGGCAGAAUUAGUCUCAUUUAUUAAUAGUUUUUAUAAUGGUUAAAAUGACGAGUGUCCGCAUAACUCACUGGCUGCUCUUCGGGGGUUUGACUCUCAUACUGAUCUCUCCGUUCUUUAACGCUGAAAAGGUGAAACAGAGGGGGCUUCGGCAGCGAGAUGCCGCAGACGUCGUGGAAAAGUUUUCAUUAUUUCAGUAUAAUGGAAUGUGCUUACAAGGUCCACCGGGCACUGCUGGCCGAGAUGGAACUCCUGGAGUGAAUGGAAUACCUGGCACACCAGGCAUCCCAGGAAGAGAUGGCUUGAAAGGAGAAAAGGGUGAAUGUGUAAGAGAAAUCUUUGAAGAGUCUUGGAAGCCGAACUACAAACAGUGUGCUUGGAACUCUCUCAACUAUGGUAUCGAUCUUGGAAAAAUUGCUGAGUGCACAUUCACAAAGAUGCGGUCAGACAGUGCUCUUAGAGUAUUAUUUAGUGGUUCUCUUCGGCUAAAAUGUAAAGCUGCAUGCUGCCAACGUUGGUAUUUCACAUUCAAUGGUGCAGAAUGCUCAGGACCACUUCCCAUUGAAGCUAUUAUCUAUUUGGACCAAGGUAGCGCUGAAUACAAUUCUACCAUCAACAUCCAUCGCACUUCAUCAGUGGAAGGACUGUGUGAGGGCAUCACUGCCGGGCUGGUCGAUGUGGCUGUAUGGGUUGGCCUUUGCCCUGAUUACCCACGAGGAGAUGCCUCAACAGGAUGGAACUCAGUCUCAAGAGUCAUCAUUGAAGAACUGCCAAAGUAGAAACACUGUAACAUCUGCAACACUGUCAAAAACAAGCAGUAUAAAAAAAUAAACAUCCAAAACCAAAUAAGUGGGUUUGAAAAAUUAAAACAUCUGUAAUACCAGAGUAGAAAUUGACUGAGCUGGUCUUUAAUUUCUAUUAGCAGUCAUAAGGGCUUCUGUUUUUUUAUACUGAUGGCUGGUACCCAAUGUUCUUCUGACUGCUCUUUUACUUUAAUAAGAUACUUUUAUAUUUUUCACUGGUCUUUUAAUACACUGUUUUUUUUAUUUGUAUCAAAAUAAAUGCAGCUUUGACAUUUCUCUACA